AUGCUGCACGAACUGUUCCUGCUCCUCUCCGGGCACACCUCCCCCAUCCUGACGCCCAACGGCCUCCCCCCGGACUUUCCCCUCGUCUCGCCGUCAGAAAGAGCAAUCCUAACCUCCCUCUCCUCACUAGGCCACCUACACAUCGCCCUGCGCACCUCCUGCACCAAGAUCACCACCACGCACCCGAGCACCAUCGCCCGCGCCGUCGCCAGCGGCAUCGAGACGCACCACCUCCACGCCUUCCGCACGCAGAUCCUGACCGUCGAGCGCAGCAUCCUCGCGCACCACAACACAUCCGGCACAUACGACAUUGUCUCGCUGGCCAAGGUGCUGGGUGGCUUCGAGGGGUGGGAGCGCACACUGGGCUAUCUACAUGGCUUGACGACGGCGGUGCUGGCGAAGCGCCUCAAUGGCGCGAACAUCAUUGACCGCCUGAGGGCCGACAUCCACACGGGCUUUCCGGCGCUGGAGGCCGUGGCCCUGCACCUGCUGAAGGUGGCCGAGACGGCGUGGCUGCGCGAGGUGGCGUCGUGGGUUCUGUACGGGCGCCUACCGACGAGCGCCUGGGGCGCCGGCGCCGACUUCUUCAUCGCCGAGAGCGACGUCGGGGCUCCUGCCACCGACGGCGAGGAUGACAGCGCCAGCGGCGCCCUAAAAGAGUACACCCUCAAGCCCACACACCUGCCCAGCUUCCUCCUCGCCGAGACGGCAACCUCAAUCCUCUUCAUCGGCCGCGCCCUCUCCAUCAUCCGCCUGCGCGGCACCACCGCCGACACCACCUCCGCCGCCACCCCCUCCCCCGAGAUGUCCCUCCUCCCCAGCCACCUCGCGCACCUGCGCGCCCUGUCCUCCCCGCUCAACCCACACACGCUGCACACCUCCAUCGCCGCCAUCCGCCUCUCGCUCAGCCGGCACACCCUCCAAACCCUCCUCCCCGCAGCGCGCAUCAUCGACAUCGUCCACGUGCUGCGCGAGUUCUUCCUGCUCGGCCGCGGCGAGUUCGCCGUGGCGCUGAUCCACCAGAGCAGCGAGGGCGUGCGCAACCGGUGGCGGCGCGCGGCCGCGCCAGCGCCCAGCAUGGUGGUCAAAGAGGGCGAGGUGUCCGCGAUCUUGACGCGCACGUGGGGGGUGCUCGCGGGGCUGGUGGGCGAGGAGGCGGUCGACGAGCGGCUGGACACAGCGCGCGACCUGCUGUAUCUUUCGCUUGCUGCUGCCGGCGGCAGCAGCGGUACCGCAGACAGCUUCAAGAGCCAUCUUGUGGGCGUGGGGGUGGCGCUGAACUUCCACUUGACAUGGCCGCUGGAGCUGUUUCUGCAGGCGGGGGACCUCGAGGUGUAUGACGGACUGUUUGCGUAUCUUGUUUCUGUGCGCAAGACGCAGCUGCGGCUGCAGGGGCUGUGGCGGAGCCGGCGGCCGGUGCGGGCCGGUGGCGCGCUGCGCGGGGCGCUGAAGCGGCGGGAGAGGGCAGAGAGGGGGGUGUGGGCCACGGCGAGCCUGGCGGUGUUCUUCCUGGAGACCGUGGUGGAGUAUUGGCAGGGCGAGGUGAUCGCAGGGGAGUUUGGGCGGCUGUUGGUGGUGCUUGGGGACGGCGUUGAGGACGGGCCUGCGGCCGGUGCGGAGGACGGGGAGGAUGAUGAUGUCGAGAUGGCGGAACACGACAUCUGGAUGGACAGUGGCAGCGCGGCGGAGAAAGAAACCACCCAUGACCAUAACCCCGGAACUGAACCUAAGAAGCAGCAGGACCCCGAGUCCCUCAUGCGCGCGCACCAACUCUACCUCACGCGCCUGCGCCGCGGGCUCUUCCUCGCCGACGGCGUCUUUGCGCCGCUCCUAAAGCGCUUCCUCAUCGCAUCCGACGGGCUUGCGUCGGCCAUCGAGGCGCUGCUACGACGGCACGAGAGCGCGGACCUGAAGCGCGAGGCGGAGGGCGAGGGCGCAGAGGGCUUCGCGGUGAGGCUGUGCGGCGACGUGAGGGCGCUCUUGGGGCGGCUGGUGGGGCGGCUGCAGACGAUGGAUGAAGAAAGGGAUUUUAUCGCCGGGGCGGAGGAGGAGGCGGAGAGGGAGGGGGGCAAGAUUGAUAGGCUGCUGAUGAGGCUUGAUUUGGGGAAUCUGGUGGGGGAUGUUUAG
Messenger RNA from Morchella sextelata, 2127 nucleotides. RefSeq lists its product as uncharacterized. Gene Ontology annotation, molecular function: microtubule minus-end binding; gamma-tubulin binding. Gene Ontology annotation, biological process: cytoplasmic microtubule organization; microtubule nucleation; spindle assembly. The transcript is spliced from 2 exons. Lineage: Eukaryota; Fungi; Ascomycota; Pezizomycetes; Pezizales; Morchellaceae. Bases 1 to 2127 code for a protein of 708 amino acids. The record is from RefSeq and is a predicted model, not a curated record. Gene Ontology annotation, cellular component: equatorial microtubule organizing center; gamma-tubulin complex; centrosome.